Messenger RNA from Scaptodrosophila lebanonensis, 3796 nucleotides. RefSeq lists its product as uncharacterized. Bases 1 to 3138 code for a protein of 1045 amino acids. NCBI's taxonomy places the organism in Eukaryota, Metazoa, Arthropoda, Insecta, Diptera, Drosophilidae. The record is from RefSeq and is a predicted model, not a curated record. The transcript has 10 exons. Gene Ontology annotation, cellular component: nucleus. Gene Ontology annotation, biological process: protein desumoylation. Gene Ontology annotation, molecular function: deSUMOylase activity.
AUGUGGCUUGUAUACACCGAUUGCAUCCAAUUUCGUCCACCACUAUUUUGUGUAAGCACGCUGAAAGAAAUUUUAAUUGUCAUACGAAAUUUGUGCACUUUAAGUAAUAAAACGGAAAUAAUCAGAAAAGAAAUCGAGUACCAAUUUCGAGCCGGCCCCAUAAACCAUAUCGCACUUACUAACAUUGGCACACCAGAAAGUGUGCAAAACACAGCCAACAUACAGCAUAUAGAAAAAGUGGCGGCUACCUCAGCCUAUGAGGAACACGGAUUUUCAUCAAAUCGACUCUUGCUUCAGGUGGUUGAUUUAAAUUUGGUUCCCAAUGGCUAUGGCACACUCAUGCCGAAAACAUCGCAGCAGGGGAUUGUUGAGGUUGUAGAGUACACGCAACAACUCCAGGAACCAUAUCACAGUGGGUCCGUGGCCGAUUUAUGGCAAGUAGGCCAGGGUUCUGUGAUUAGUUCAAGCGUUCCUGUCGAUCAGCAAAUCCAAACGACAACCCUAGCGAAUAACGCAUAUAUUACGCAGCAGGGGAUUGUUGAAGUUCUAGAAAACACACAACAACACCAGGAACCACCUCACAACAACAGUGAGCCUGCGGCAAAUUUAUGGCAAUUAGACCAGGAUUCUGUAAAUUAUUCAAGCGCUUCUGUCGAUCCGGAGCACGUCCAUGCAAAUUCUCAGACCCAGACAACUUUACCGAAUAACCCAAACACUUCUGAUUCUCGUUUGGCCACAUUACAACGCACAGCAGAGUUUCUAAACGAAUUCUGCGAGAACCAACUGUGUAAUUGUGAUCUUGAAACGUUUUGGAAAAUAUUAUUGCUCCGUCGUAAAUUGUUCGAUGUGCGAGACUAUCUGUUGAGCGAAACGCUUGACGCUGAUACCAGGGACUGGCUUCAAUAUUUUGACGACAGAUUGGCCCCCGUGUCGGCUCGCAUUGACCAAAUAAAUCGCGAUAACACAAAAGAUCCGAUGGGCUUCGAUCUCCUAACGAAAAUACGUCAUCUGUUUGCGCUCGGCAGUUGGAAUAGCGGCAAAGACUCACAAAACACAAUAGCUGGGGGCGAGGGAGGCACCGCUGAAAUCAACGCUGACAGUGCAUCUGCAAAGAAGCGACGUCGGUCUAUUCAAGAACUCGAAGAAGACUCCUUCUUAAUCAAAUAUCGUCGUGUGAAUAAUACAUUCCCCAAAUAUAUACCGAAUGACGCUGACGAAUACAACUUUACGGCAGCAAAACCGAUGGCAACCAAUCGCAGCCAAAAGAAUCGUUUCAAUCCGUCGGAUGCCAACGAUGGACAAACGGUUGGCGUACCCACGCCAGCACGUCGCUCGAUAUUUGAUGUGCCACAGACGAUACGCACGCGUGUACGCAACACAAAUUCCAUGGCCGUCAUAGAUCUGUCAGAUGAUGAGAAUAACGAUAGAUAUGUUUACUCUGGUUCGAGAUAUCGGCCACUCCGCGGCUGCAUGAGUCGCCCCAUUCCCAUGCCCAAGGUAGCAGAUCAGGAAUGUGUACGCAGCUCAUCUGCCGUGCGACCGAAUCUGCUUUAUUCCGAUGCAGUGCGUCAUGGCACGAACGGAUGUCUAAUGGACUAUAGCUAUAUGCGGCCUUCGAGCAGCUUGUCCUCUAACGCAGCUGAGGGGCGUCUGAAUUGGUAUGAUCUGCAUAACGACAGUAUUGUGAUGCAGGAGGAUCAGCAAUGCGAUCGCACCCAAUAUAUUGAUCUGAUCAAUAACAUGAGCUUGCAGGAAAUCCGAUCUCCGAUUCAGGAUCAUUAUAAACCAAGGCCACCACCAGUGCAACGUAUCGCCCGGAAUGGCAACGAUUGGUUCAACAGGCUGCUCAAGCUUAAACCAACAAAUACCAUUAACGAUGAGGUUGCUGAAUACGCCAAGUUGAUUGAUAAAGAUACAGAUCGUCAAGAGCCAACUAUCAGGAUAAUGCCACCGCUUGUGCGCUGCGACAGCAGGAUCGCCACUUCCAUAAGUAGCAGUAGCAGCAUUAGCAUAAGCAGCGGCUCCCACAGCAGCGAAAGCACAAAUGACUGUGCCGCAGCCCCCCAACCAGAGGCACCGCCGGUCAUCGACCUGGAUGACGUCGACGAGUAUGUGAUUGGAAGCAACACCACUAUUGGCAAGACCGCCAAUUCUGAACAUAAUCUUAACACAUCACUGACUUCCUUGUCACAAACAAAUGCUCUGCAACGCCACUUUGAGUUGUCCUCCUAUUUCUCGGACAACUUUGCGACCGCUUUCUCGGAACGUUGUUCGCGUAAUCGCAAAAGGAUGUCAGAUGCCAAGACUAUAGCCUGGCAGGAGGCACAAAAGUCAUCUAAUGAGCGUCGUGCUUUUGAGCAGGGAUUACGCGAGCAAAUUUCACGUUUGCGUAUCAUUCACAAGCCCAUAUUCGUCAUAGAUAGUUCCUCAAAAGUAGCAUUAGAGGAAGAGGUGGAGUUCCCACCCAUGACCGAUGACCAUAUAAAACGCUAUAACGAACUUGUGCAUGGUCCAGGGCCGCAGGUGCUUGUUUCCAAGUUCAGCCUAAAUAUUACAAGGAACGACAUACACACACUCGUCGGAAAUCGGUGGCUCAACGAUGAGGUUAUUAACUUCUACAUGAACAUGCUCACUGAUCGCUCAGAACGAAAAUCUGGAAAACUGCCCAGCGUAUACGCAAUGAACACAUUUUUUGUGGCUCGUCUACUCCAAAGUGGGCACAGUGCCGUUAAGCGCUGGACCCGUAAAGUGGAUUUGUUCAGUAAAGACAUCAUCCCCGUGCCGGUGCAUGUCGGCGGCGUUCACUGGUGCAUGGCCAUCAUACAUAUGAGAAACAAGACCAUACGCUAUUACGACUCAAUGGGUCAGCCGAACCCAACGGUUCUUCAAGCCCUAGAGCUAUAUUUGCAUGAAGAGUCAUUAGACAAGCGCAAGAAACCUUUUGAUAUGAGCGACUUCAAAAUAGAAAGUGUUGCAGAUGUACCGCAUCAGACAAAUGGUAGCGACUGCGGCGUCUUUAGUUGCAUGUUUGCUGAGUACAUAACGCGUGACAAGCCGCUUACCUUUACGCAGGAAAAUAUGGAAUAUUUCCGAAAGAAAAUGAUCCUCGAGAUCUGUGGAGGUGAGCUGUGGCUUUAAGUCACCUACAUUGUUCGGUUAACAGAAUAAAAAGGAGCAGCAGCAAACAGGCAGACCGAACCCCUCGGCUCUAUACAAUACUACGUAUAAACAGAAGCUGACAGCUUUCGACGCAUCAUAGAUUGAAAUUAUAAGUAUACAUGUAUUUUAAAAGAAUUUUCAUAUUUAUUUUUGAAGCACAGAUUAGCUUUUAAAGAAGCAUCUUAAGUGUUGUUCUUGAACAGGAGGUGUUAGAGAAAGCUAUAAAGAAAGCGUGAGAGCAAAAACAUAAAAAACAACAAAAACUUAAGUUCUAAAUUAGAAAAUGUUGUAACUAGUAUAAGCAUACAUUAGUUUUUAUAGUCUAUCCACAUGAAUGUUCUGAUUUUUUGCGUUCGUUUUUUUUUUGUUGCAGGAGUUUUAUUUUUACUUUUUUUUUCUUGAAAAUAAAAAAACGUAAAGUUAAAUUUAGUGCCCUCAGCACAUAAUACUUUCUAUCCCUUUUAGUGUUGAAAGCAUAAGAAAGAAAACACUCAUAAUGUUUUUUAACAUAACAUAAUCAUUUAAGUAAUAUCUGUACGAAGAAUAAUUGGAAUUUUUAGUAUGUACUACAACAACAACAAACUACAUCAACCAACAAUCCCUGUAAUAAAAACACUAGUUUUUCAAUAAAUGCUAA